Molecule: messenger RNA, 1930 nt
Organism: Oncorhynchus mykiss (rainbow trout)
Lineage: Eukaryota; Metazoa; Chordata; Actinopteri; Salmoniformes; Salmonidae
Gene: adora2b
Product: adenosine A2b receptor
Biological process (GO): adenylate cyclase-activating G protein-coupled receptor signaling pathway; G protein-coupled adenosine receptor signaling pathway; vasodilation
Cellular component (GO): plasma membrane
Molecular function (GO): G protein-coupled adenosine receptor activity
Source: RefSeq, a predicted model, not a curated record
UAGAUGUCUUGAGUGGGUUAUUGCCAGCACAAUAAAAAACGAAAAAACGACUACAUCAACCUGAAAGCAUGCAGGUUCAUUGUUUACACCAACUUUAAUACGCUUUAAAAAGUGAUGACUUUGUCUGAGCUUCAUUAAAGUGGAGCUGUUGUUCACAGCAUCGCACGUCUGUAGAAAUCGCUGAAUUUGAGGCGUGGCUAGCCUACUUUGCGUAAUGACAUUUUUUUCGUUACUUGAAAAACCAUGUGACGUAGUGAAUCUCCACAAUAAUACUAUGCACAACAGCCACGCAACAGAUGCUUGGCUUGAAGGGACCGGGCGCACAAGUAAAGGACUGGCAAAUAAUGCACUGUUUCAAGAGGGAUGGCUGUUUACGCAAACCAUACUUUUGGAAUGUUCUUGGAUUAUUGCAAAAAUACUUUAUUUCUCUUUUGGACCCACUAGAACAGUGUCGCUCAUGACACUUAUUUUCGAAGACCGACCUAAUGUUCUGACAUAUUUGCGGAGAUGAAUUCGUACUACAUAGUAUUUGAGAUAUUAAUAGCAAUCUUGUCCAUAUCUGGCAAUGUAUUGGUUUGCUGGUCUGUCGCCAUCAACACCACUCUGAAAACAGCAACUAACUACUUUUUGGUGUCUUUGGCUGUGGCAGAUAUUUUGGUGGGUUGCCUUGCCAUCCCCUUUGCCAUAACCAUAAGCAUCGGUAUCCUUUUGGACUUCUAUGGAUGUCUUUUUCUUGCCUGUUUUGUUUUGGUACUGACUCAAAGCUCAAUUUUCAGCCUCCUUGCAGUUGCAAUUGAUAGAUAUUUGGCCAUCAAUAUACCCCUCAGGUACAAGGAGCUGGUGACAGGCACGAGGGCCAGAAGAAUCAUUGCUAUUUUAUGGAUCCUGUCCUUUGUCAUCGGCCUCAUCCCGUUCCUGGGUUGGAACCUGAAGGUUUCUUCCUGCCGUCAGAAUGUCUCCAGCAGCCUGACAAAUGGCAGCUCUGUGGGGGAAACCAGUGCCACUAUCGCCCCUCGGGUGGACGAUCUGAGCAGCAUCAAGCUCACCUGCCAGUUUGAGAAUGUGGUGGACAUGCACUACAUGGUCUAUUUCAACUUCUUUGGCUGCGUCCUGCCUCCUCUGCUUAUCAUGCUGGGCAUCUAUGUGAAGAUCUUCACUGUGGCCCGCAAGCAGAUGCACCAAAUUGAGCUCAAGUGCUCGGUGAGCAGCAAUAGGGGCAGCCACCAUCACGGGCUGCUUCAGCGCGAGAUCCGUGCCGCCAAGUCUCUGUCCAUCAUUGUGGGGCUGUUUGCCCUCUGCUGGCUGCCCGUGCACAUCCUCAACUGCCUGACCCUGUUCUACAAGGACCUAUACAAGCCGGCCCCAGUCAUGUACAUAGCCAUCAUGCUGUCGCACGCCAACUCCGCUGUCAAUCCCAUUAUCUACGCCUACCGCAUCCAGGACUUCAGGAACACCUUCCGCAAGAUCCUGACGCGUCAAGUCCUGUGUCAGAGGGAGGAGCUCUACCUCCACUCCUCCAAUGGAAGCAGGCGGAACAGAGACCAGAUCCACAUGACCAUUGACCCAUUACUCUGAGGGGUGGGUUGCAGGGGGCAUGAGCCUUUAUUGUAAGGGCAAGCAACAGGGGCAUGAGGCUACUAGUCCUGCCUACAUGUCCUGCCGACCAUUGACCCUUUACUUCAUAGGUGGGGCCACAGGCCAGCCGUGUAGCUCAAAACACUACCUGUGUUCAUGUUUUUGUUGUAUUUAAUUUUUGAAUGACAUUUUAAGUGAGAUUAGAAAUGUUUACAGAACAAAGCAUGGUGGUAUAAUGAUAUACAGUGCCUUGCAAAAGUAUUCAUCCCCCUUUGUGUUUUUCCUAUUUUGUUGCAUUAAUUUAAAUUGAUUUUUAUUUGGAUUUCAUGUAAUGAAAAGUCAUGCAUGCAUAUGU